This is a messenger RNA of Cephus cinctus (wheat stem sawfly), 3863 nucleotides long. RefSeq names its product RNA-binding protein 27 (gene swm). Gene Ontology annotation, molecular function: RNA binding; metal ion binding. Gene Ontology annotation, cellular component: nucleus. The record is from RefSeq and is a predicted model, not a curated record. The transcript has 10 exons. NCBI's taxonomy places the organism in Eukaryota, Metazoa, Arthropoda, Insecta, Hymenoptera, Cephidae. Gene Ontology annotation, biological process: mRNA processing. Bases 218 to 3058 code for a protein of 946 amino acids.
GGAGUCGGAAGAGCUUUUCACGCAGUGGCAGCGACUCCCGUGACAUUUUCUAGAAACGAAGUCGGCUAUCUGUGUACGGUUCGCUACGUGUAGUGGAGUGAGAUUUCAGAAUGGCGACCAUCUCUACUUAGGAGAGUACUUAUUCCCGCCCAGUAAUCGUGUAAUUGUCGUGUAUCCUGACAAUUUCCAUGUGCUUUACGUCACGCAAUCGGCGAGAAUGAUUAUAGAAAAUCCUGAUCAAUUCAAGGCGUGGCUCACUGCCGUCCUGGAGCCACUGUGUGAUGCUGAUCCUGCAGCUUUGGCCAAAUAUGUUUAUGCUUUGGUUAAGAAGGAUAAAACACUGGAAGAAUUGCGUGGGGGCAUGGUGGAACAACUUGAUGUAUUUUUACAGCAAGAAACCAAAAAUUUUGUGGAACUGCUGUUCAAAACGUUGGAAACACAGGAGUAUGUUCUACCUGUUGUAAAAGGAGAGUCUGAUGGCGGCAGUACACCCCCAGGGGUCAAUCCACCUCCACCACCUCCACCACCACCACCACCACUGGUUGAAAAACCAGUGGAGCCUAUAAUUCCUAUGCUCCCCAUGACAACGAGCCCUAUAGCUUCUGUUCAAAUUAAUGGAUCUGCACCGGCAGUAAUUAACAAGCGCGAAGCUAGAAAAUCAGAUUCUGAAAAAGAAGACAAAGAAAAAGAGAAACGCUCCCGAAGCCGGAGUGGACGAAUAAGGUCGAGAACAAGAUCGCGGUCACGUUCAUGGGAAAGAGAUAGGCGAAGAUCCAGAAGCAGAGAACACAUACGACGUGACAGAGAACGCGACAGGAGUCGACCCUGGAGAAAUAAGUCACCGCCUCUCAAUGCUAGGCGACACGAUAGAAGAAGGAGCAGAAGUCGUAGCACAUCACCUUUACGGUCAAGGGUGCGCGAUGGUCCUGACAACCGUGAUCAUAGGGCACGAUUCCGAAACAGAUCUCCAACGCCAUUAAGGUCCAGAUCCCGAUCAAGGUCGAUCGAUCGAAAAAAAAUUGAUCGAUCAGAAAGGACAGAGGUCGGCAGAUCGGAGCGACCCGAUGGUAGUCCUGGAGGUGGUACUCCUACGCAGGAUAGUAAUCAUGGCGAUGUGGAUAUGCGACUCUCUACUACAAGUCAGUCAAUUCAAAGUGUCGUUGCAGUUGCAUCAAAUAUUCCAAACAACCAAACAGGUCCCUUCCAGCAGAAGAGACGAUGCAGAGACUUCGAUGAAAAAGGAUACUGCAUGCGAGGAGAUUUGUGCCUUUAUGAUCAUGGCACUGAUCCAGUUGUAUUAGAGGAUGUUGCUCUCAGUCGUGUAUUAACAUUCGGACCUCAUGGACCUCAAACUCCGGGUACUGUACCUGUACCUUCGGUGCCUGAACCACCGCCAGGACCAAAUGGAAAUGCACCACCUCCGCACCUCCCACUUGCAAGUUUACCACCACCCCAUCUUAGAAAUCAACAUCAUUCUAACAUGGAUAUUUUUGCAGAGUAUAAUCCAGACGCACCUAGCAUGGAACCCCGCAUGACAUGGGGCAGGCAUCCCCAACCAGGCCCCGGAACCUAUGGAAGAGGACAACGAGAAUUAAUAAGUGUACCGGUCAUUCCACAUACGAACCCUUCGGAAAUGACUCACACUCAAAGUAAUCCGUUGAAACGCAAACAAGCUUUUGAUUUCAAUCGGCUUGGACCGAAACAACGUGUGGUGCAUAACCCUGCUAAUUGUUCUCUUGAACUUAAGAAAGUUCCGCGUAGUCUUAAUAAUAUAACUCAGUUAAAUAAUCAUUUUUCGAAGUUUGGUAAAAUUGUAAAUAUACAAGUGAAUUUUGGCGGUGAUCCCGAGGCAGCCCUAGUUACCUUCCAACUACCAGCGGAGGCGAAGGCUGCUUACCGAAGUACUGAGGCUGUGUUGAAUAAUAGAUUUAUCAAGGUGUUUUGGCAUAAUAAUGUGAACAAUAACUCAUCCGGUGGAGCCAUAGAGAAUGUACCACCAGGAUGCCGACCAUCAGUUAAGGAACGGUUAGGAGCUGCAGUUCCAGCAUUAACGAAGUCAGAGGACAACGAGUACGUUCCAACUCGACGAUCAAGUGAGGAACAGGUCACACAGACGGCGGUACCCGUUUCGCCAAAAGCUGCUCCUGUCCAAACUCGCGAAGACAAGGUAUUAGCGAUCAAAAAGACCCAGGAGAUGCUAGCCGCCAAGGAGACUUUAAAGAAGAAACAGGAAGAGAAACGAAAAGAAGCAAUCAAACUGACGGCAGAUCUGCGCAAGAGGAAGCAGGAAUUACUGGACAAGCAAUUGGCAGAGAUACGCUCCUUGAUAGAGCGAGCUGAGAAGAAUCCUGAACAAAAAGAUGCCAUAAUGGCUACAAUAAAAACAAUGCAGCAAUCAAUCGAUAAUCUGCGUAAAGACUUAGCUACCAACGGUCAAACUGGAACAAAUAAAUCGCAGACGAAAUCUAGGGAACAGACACAAAAGGAGAUCCUUGAUGCCGAAUUGGAUCUUAUGACGGCUCAGCAAGAGGGUCAGGACGCUGGAGAACUCCAGAAAAGGUUAAACGAAUUAAAAGCUCAAGCCGCUGCGUUAGGUCUUAAUGCUUCAGCUGGUGCUGGCAGAGGUGCAAGGCCUACCCGAGUCAUACGCGGUGGACACACUUUAUCAUUUCGUGGACGUGGUAGAGGAAACUUUGCUCAUGUUUCUGUGGACCAUAGACCUACGAGUCUUCUAGUAUCUGGAUAUGAGACAGAGGAGAAGGAAGAAGUGUUAGCCCACUUUCAGCAAUUCGGAGAGAUAGUGAAUCAAAUAGUAGAUGACGCUACACCUUCUAUUGUAAUCAACUUCAAGUCAAGGAAAGAGGCGGAGGUUGCGUUGGUGAAAGGUCGUACUUUUCAAGAUAGACUGCUAUCGGUGACCUGGGUUUCCGGACAUCAUCUCCAUCGUGGUGGCGGUGGCGGGACGAAUUCCGGAGCUUCUGCACCGCAAUCUACACGCUCCGAACAAGCACCACCUACCACCGAUGAGGAAAUUGAUCUAGAGAAUAUGUUCAUCUAGGGCGCCGCGGAAGCUCUUCUGCUUGAAGAAAAUGAAGAGGAGGAAGAGGAAGACGGCGAGCCUCGUAGCUGGCGACGAUAGCAGCGUCAUCGCCACUUGUGACAGCAGUUUCGUACAAGAUUGAGUCACAACGGCACCGUCUGGGCAAGUCAGUGUACAUUGAGCACUUGCGCUAUCACUGCACCGACGCUUGAUGAAUUCGACGCUAUGGUUUUAACGAAAGAAUCAAGUUGCGAACGCAUCAACUGUUAUUAUGAGUGUUAUACUAUUUGUUAUAUUAAAUAUACUAUGCGCACCAUAACAGUAUAAAACGAUACUGUGUCAAAUUGCGCAUCACAAAUAGACAACCACUAUGCAAGUUUUCAGAAAACAACUAACCAAAAUUAUCCCAUUAUUUGUAGAAUAAAAUCGCUAUGUUUUGUAUGGGAAAAAAAAUCGAAUCCUUGUUCUGACUUGAAGUCCUUUUAUUUCGUACGCAGAAUUACGUCCUUGUCAUAACAAUUUUAAGACUCAAGAGAUUGUAGUCAACAUUAGAUUAAGUAGGAGUCUAUAAUAUUAAGAAUUUCGCGAGCGCAAAGUUUAGAGACUUAUUUAUAAUUUGUACAAGGCGAUUAGUUUAUUAUUUAAUUCAUUAGCGAGAUCCUACGUAUGACGCUCGAUGUGUUGUAAUAGAUUUCGCAUUUUCAUGCAGUGUACUAUCUGAAAAUGGUUCUUGAAAAGAUGUACGUUACGAUGUAUGAUUUUUAUUUUUAUUUCGUAACAUAUAUGAAGAAACAAAGAUAACUAAACAAUUUCGAAUAAGUAA